UGAAUGCGCACGAAUUAAAAUACCUUUAAAACCUCUAUUUACAGCGUCGUGUCUUAUAUCAGUAUGCAGAAGCUUUGUGUAUUGUUGUUCCUGUGUACUUUAAUGAUUGAGGAAUCAUAUGCUGGAACCCAAAAUACAUGUGCCACUUCACCAGAUUGUCCACUUUUCCCGAACCAAAACGAUGCCACGGUUUCACUUCAAGAGCUGACACAGAAAGUGCAGUCCAAACACUGGAUCAUGAUCUAUUACUCCGAGUUUGCCGCCAAACAAACGUAUGGAAAAUGUAACUUCAGGUGGAAUGCUCCUGAUUCAGAACAGAAUGUUAACAGGGAGCUGAUGUGUUAUAAUCAUGAAUUGAAGGACUGUGAAGACUAUGCGCAAAAAGUAAAAAGGAUGUCGGAUGACUGCAGCAGAGCAUCUGAGAGUAAUGUUACAAGCAAACUAAUGGAUGCAAAGUUCUUCAGUCAGAAUCUUGACCAGUACUUCUGGUACGAUUCCUGUUAUGAAUACAACGACGCUAACCAGUGCACAAUCCGCUACUUGGAUCUUCUAGUUAGGAAGGAUCGAUACCCUGAUUCGGACGAGAACGACAGUGAACUUGACCUUCAGGGACUACCAUGGCAUCAAAUAGUUUCUGAUCUUAAAAACCACUUCAAUAUGGAAAUCUCGGAUGUGAAAAUGAAGUUUUCGUGGAAAGGACCAGAAUGCGGAUUUGAUGGAAAGAUCAUACAAGAAACAAGCACUGCAACACGAGGAGGGAUUAAUUUCUUGGCAUUGUUUCUCAUUUUGAUAAUAACAUGCAUGUUUUAAAACAUUACCUGUUUGUAAUAUGAUGUAAAUUCUGUUGCUAAGAACAAAACAAAACAGUUUCAAAUAAUGUAAGAAGAGCCAAACUAAAAUUUAGUUUCUUUGUAAUUUUAUUACUGUAAAAUGUGUAAAAAUUACAAGGGUGUAAUUUCGCCUGUUGUCGAGAUCAGAGCGACACGGGAAUUCAAAACCCUAGUGAAUAUUAACAAACAUUAUCUAUGAAGCGCAAAGCUUUAAUAACAUGUAUAUGUCUUUUUGUCCGUAAAAUCUCAAAAAUAAUGUAUACAUUAACUAAAUCUACAGUAAAUAUAUUAGCAAUCAAGGUUCAGAUGGUACAUACCUUUUCUGAUGAUAAUCAUAUAAUAUGACAUGAAUAAUCUUGGAAGGUGUGUCUUUAUUUUUACGAACAGAAUUUAUAUAUUGUAUCACGUGCAUGUUCCUCAUUCAUCAACGUUUUAACAAAAGUUAAAAGAUUUUGCUGUCUUUUUGUUAAAGAAGCACAGACUGUAACGAAACGUUGCAUAAGAGUAACCUUUCCAGCUAUAUGCUGCUGAGCAAAGUGAGAAAGAGCUAUAAACAAUUAAAUAAAUGACAUUGUGAACUAUAUAAUCUAAUUUGCUUUAAAAUCGUUGAUCAACAAGGUUUCCAUACAUGUGGCCCGGGGUAAAUCUUUUCGUUCAUUAUGUUCUCAAAAUUUAUUGCAAGCUUAUGUAUAUGACUGUAAACUAGUGAAACAAUAUCACGUUCUAUACGGACAAUUCACAUUUUUCGAACAUGCCCUUAAUUCAUAGAGACGUGUCUUGUCUUUUGAAUAUGGCAUGCGUCUUCUUGUCCUCCCUAAUGACGUCUGUUGUCAGUAUGUUUAUCAUCUUGCU
Molecule: messenger RNA, 1682 nt
Organism: Mercenaria mercenaria
Lineage: Eukaryota; Metazoa; Mollusca; Bivalvia; Venerida; Veneridae
Exons: 6
Coding region: 64-810 (248 amino acids)
Source: RefSeq, a predicted model, not a curated record